Molecule: messenger RNA, 4197 nt
Organism: Callorhinus ursinus (northern fur seal)
Lineage: Eukaryota; Metazoa; Chordata; Mammalia; Carnivora; Otariidae
Gene: FAM135B
Product: family with sequence similarity 135 member B
Biological process (GO): lipid metabolic process
Source: RefSeq, a predicted model, not a curated record
AUGUCUGAAGUACAAGGAACGGUUGAGUUUUCUGUAGAGCUACAUAAAUUUUAUAAUGUGGAUCUCUUUCAGAGAGGGUAUUACCAGAUCCGAGUGACCUUGAAGGUGUCCUCAAGGAUCCCCCACAGACUGAGCGCCUCCAUCGUUGGGCAGACAGACAGCAGCAACCUGCACUCAGCCUGCACCCAUGAGAACGCCGUGCACAGCCGGGUCUUUCAGAUCUUAUACAGGAACGAAGAGGUCCCCAUAAAUGACGCCGUCAUCUUCCGGGCUCAUUUGCUCUUAGAUGGAGAAAGGGUGGAAGAAGCACUAAGUGAAGUCGAUUUUCAGCUCAAGGUGGAUCUGCACUUUACCGACAGUGAACAGCAGCUGCAGGACGUGGCGGGGGCCCCCCUGAUCAGCAGCCGCAUGCUUGGCCUACACUUCCACCCCCGGAGAGGUCUGCAUCACCAGGUCCCCGUCAUGUUUGACUAUUUCCACCUGUCAGUCAUCUCGGUGACUGUCCACGCCGCCCUGGUGGCUCUGCAGCAGCCCUUGAUCAGUUUUACCCGUCCGGGAAGAGGCUCCUGGCUUGGUAAAGGUGGGCCAGACACGGGACCAGAACAAUCCAGCCUCUCUCUGGAAAACCUGGUCUUCGGAGCGGGAUACUGCAAGCCGACUUCCUCGGAGGGGAGCUUCUACGUGCCGUCCGAGAACUGCAUGCUGCGCGCACACCGGUGGCACCGGGAGCUGUGCUUCCUGCUCUUACACGCCUACCGGGGGCUCCGCGCCUACUUCCUGGUCAUCAUGAGGGACAUCCCGGAGCUGCCGCACAUGGAGCUGGAGCCCCUUGCUGUUGAGGAAACACUCUCUCAGCUGUGCUCAGAGCUACAGAUGUUGAACAAUCCCGAGAAGAUAGCCGAGCAGAUAAGUAAGGAUCUCGCCUGGCUCACCUCCCAACUGAUGGCUCUGUGGACCCAGUUCCUAGACACAGUGACUCUACACUCCCAGGUGACCUCUUAUCUCACCCAGGAACAUCACACCUUGAGGGUCCGAAGGUUUUCUGAGGCCUUCUUUUAUAUGGAGCACCAAAAGCUUGCAGUCCUGACCUUUCAGGAGAAUCUGAUACAGACCCACAGCCAGUUGUCUCUGGACAUCCGUAACUCGGAGUACCUUACCACCAUGCCCCCGCUGCCCGCGGAGUGCCUGGACAUCGAUGGCGACUGGAACACCUUGCCAGUUAUCUUUGAGGACAGAUACGUGGACUGCCCUGCAACAGGGUACAAUUUGAGUGUUUACCCUAAUUUUGAUGUUCCAACGACAAGUCCUGCAAUAAUGAAUCUAAAGGACAGAGAAGAGGACCCUUUUGUAAAUAGAAAAUCACCUUUUAGGGAAGACCUUGUCUUGCCCACCGUGAAACCACCCCAAGUGGACUCUGAUGAGGAAGUUAUUAGGUGUCCAGAGCCAGAUGACAACAUAACCACACCAAAAUGUGCAGACAUGUGCUCCGGAUCUCAGGUGUAUCUGACAAUUGGUGAGUCCCAGAACAAAGCAGGUUUGCCUGAAGAGGAAUGUUGGACUGGCCAGUGGUCUGAUGUUGGAACACAUCCACAGGCAGAUGAAGACCUGCCCAGAAGGAGCCCAGGUCUGGAGGAUGGCCAGGCCCCGGCACUCACCUACAUUGAUGUGAAAUCACAUAGCAAUAAGAGGCCUUGCAGUACUGAGCCCACAGUGGUCAUUAGAGCUCAGCAGGAGAGUGGGCACUCUGCAGAUAACUAUGAAUCACACAGAGCUGUGCCAGGCCAAGAGGUAGUGGGUGGAGGUUGUCAAAAUGCCAUCCUUUCAGAGAAAAUAAUGCUCCAUGAGUCAAGUACUCUAGGAAAGGUUGCAGACCAGGUGGGCAAGAUGGCACUGCUAAGUCUGAAGCUCAUCCCCUCUGAGCCCUGCGAUCCACUAAACUCGACUUUGAGGGAUCCCUUGAAUGUUAGGGCUUCCCCAAAGGACCCUCACUCAGAGGAGCAGGAGGAAGUGUCGGUGCUCUCUGGGGUCAUCAAGAGAUCUUCUUCCAUCAUCUCGGAUUCAGGCAUUGAGAGCGAGCCAAGCUCUGUUGCCUGGUCCGAGGCGCGAAGCAGGGCCCUGGAGCUACCCAGUGACCGGGAAGUCUUGCACCAUCUGGUUCGAAGACAUGCCCUGCACAGGAACUCCUUAGAGGGUGGACACACAGAGAGUAAUACGAGUUUGCCGAGUGGGAUCCAGGCGUCUCUCACCUCCAUUAGCUCUUUGCCUUUUGAGGAGGAAGAACGGGAGCUGGCACUCACCAAGUUGACCAAGUCUGUGUCUGCACCCCAAAUCAGUAGUCCAGAGGAGUCUGCUGAAGAUGUGGACACCGUGCAGCAAGGUGGAGGUCUUGCUGAAUGUCCAGCUGUACCCAUGGAAAGCGUAGACUCCUUGGGAUCCAGAAUCCAGGAUGCUGGGGCAGACCAUUCCCUUGUGCAGGUGGUUCCGGGUGCCGACAGCCAGCAGGGCCCUGGUUACAUAGACAUCCCCAAAGGUACAGAGAGUCAAUUUGAUCCUCAAGGGCCUUGUCAUCUUGAUGGCAGGACUGAGAACCCUCCGGGUGUUGAAACCAAAGGUCUUAAUAUAAAAAUACCACGUAUCCUAGCACUUGAAAUCCCUAGGCACGAAUCUUGUCCUAGAGUACUAACAGAGACCCCAGAGGGCAUGCCUGAAGACUUGAAUGUGGGGAAAGGCGCUCUUUCCGACAGCAGCAUCUCAGAUGAUGAGACGAUCGCCCACCAUAAGGUGCCUGAAUGGAGCUGUAGGGCAGCUGCUGAUGCCAGCGACCUGGGUUCCACGGACGAGCAGAGCAGCUCACCACGCAUCACUGAUGAUGCAGCAUUUAGCGAAGGAGCUCACACUCCUCUGGAGGCUGGACGUGAAGCAGGCACCGUGUGCUCUCCUGUGACUCACUUCAUUCACUCCCAGGUUUUAGGAAACCAAGAGCCAAGGGCAGGCACUUCCAUCAUGGCGUCCCACCUGAGCCCAGCGGAGACCUUCACUCUGGACAGCCUGAAGGCCGUGGAGGUCGUCAACCUAUCCGUGUCUUGCACUGCCACGUGUCUCCCUUUCUCGUCUGUGCCCAAGGAGACCCCUGCCCGGGCUGGGUUCUCUGCCAAGCAGACCCUGUUGCCCAUCACUCAUCAGCCCUUGGGUUCCUUUGCUGUGGUCUCCACCCAUUCGAGCAAGUUGGAGGAAGAAGUCAGUGAAAGGAUGUACAGUUUUUAUCAGGCCAAAGAAAAAUUUAAAAAAGAACUGAAGAUUGAUGGAUUUCUGUACAGUGACUUAUCUGUACUAGCUUCUGAUAUACCGUAUUUCCCACCAGAGGAAGAGGAAGAAAAUUUGGAAGAUGGGAUUCACCUGGUAGUCUGUGUCCAUGGCCUAGAUGGGAACAGUGCGGACCUCCGCCUGGUGAAGACUUUCAUAGAACUGGGGCUUCCUGGAGGAAAGCUGGACUUCCUAAUGUCUGAAAAGAAUCAGACGGACACAUUUGCAGAUUUUGAUACCAUGACGGAUCGGUUGUUGGAUGAAAUCAUUCAGCACAUCCAGUUGUACAACCUCUCCAUAUCCCGAAUUAGCUUCAUCGGCCAUUCCCUUGGCAACAUCAUCAUCCGGUCGGUCCUCACGCGGCCCCGGUUUCGGUAUUACCUCAACAAACUCCACACGUUCCUGUCACUGUCUGGGCCUCACCUGGGGACGCUCUACAACAACAGCACGCUGGUUAGUACAGGCUUGUGGCUCAUGCAGAAAUUAAAGAAAUCCGGGUCCCUUCUGCAGCUGACCUUCAGGGAUAACGCCGAUCUGCGCAAAUGUUUCCUCUACCAACUAAGCCAGAAAACAGGUCUGCAGUAUUUCAAAAAUGUCGUGCUCGUGGCUUCUCCCCAAGAUCGCUAUGUGCCCUUUCAUUCAGCCAGGAUCGAAAUGUGUAAAACUGCCCUCAAAGACAGACACACAGGGCCCGUGUAUGCGGAGAUGAUCAACAACCUCCUGCGCCCCCUGGUGGACGCCAAGGACUGCACUUUAAUCCGGCACAACGUGUUCCACGCUCUGCCCAACACUGCCAACGCCCUGAUCGGCCGAGCCGCGCACAUCGCCGUGCUGGACUCCGAGCUCUUCCUGGAGAAGUUCUUCCUGGUGGCGGGGCUCAACUACUUCAAGUAG